Emiliania huxleyi CCMP1516 is the source of this 5103-nucleotide messenger RNA. RefSeq lists its product as hypothetical. The transcript is spliced from 3 exons. Bases 1 to 5103 code for a protein of 1700 amino acids. Lineage: Eukaryota; Haptophyta; Isochrysidales; Noelaerhabdaceae. The record is from RefSeq and is a predicted model, not a curated record.
AUGCCGCGCACCCCCGCUCGCGCCUUCCGCUCCCUCGCGCUCAUCGCUCUGGCCGCAGCGGCCAGCGCGCUGUCGCUGGCCCGAGAUUCAGCGCCGAAUCUGUGCAGUCUUGUCGAGAUUCAGCGCCGGCGGUCGACAAGACUGUGCAUCUAUACCGUGCCCGCGCUGCUCGUCUCCAACUCGUCCGUGAACGCGCUGCGUCCGCCUCUGCCCGGGCAGCCUGUGUGGCGCUCAACCGCGACCGGCUUCACCUCCAACCCUGCCGUCGCCUCCGCUUGGCAGCACCGAGCCUCCCUGCACUGCGCCGCGCCUGCCAGCUCCCUCGGACCAGUUGCGGGCGUGGGAUCUGGCGAGGCGGCGGACGGCACCGAGGCCGCGGAUGGCGCUGAGGCAGCCGGCGCGCUGUCGUGCCCGUCUCGCGCCAACCAGUCCAACGAGUCAUACGACACCCUCCCCGAGCACUGCGCGACCGACCCGCUGCUCGCGCCGGCCGACCUUCUCUCGCCGGCCGCGCGCUCGCCGCUCUCCGCGCCGGACUCGCUCUCCUCCGUGCACGCGCUGCGACCGCCGCUGCCCGGGCAGCCGACUUGGUGCUUGGCUGCCGCGUGUGUUGGCCUCCCCGCCAACUCCGCUGUCGCCUCCCUGUACUGCGCGUCGGAUGCCGGCUCCCUCGGACCGGAGGCGGGCGUGGGACCUGCCGUGGCGGCGGACGGAGCCGAGACCGCGGACGCGCACUUCGACAGGGCAGCGCAACGUCAGCAGAGUCAACUCGAGUGUCAACGGCCUACGUGCGGCACCUUGCCCUCCGAGGCGGUCAAGCUCGAGAGAACCAUCCCGUGUGGCAUCUACGCUGCCAACGACGACUCGCUCCCGCCGGGAUCUGGGUCGACCAGUACCGAUGGCGUUCGAGCACCAGGACGAGGAGGCGCCGUUCUCGCGUCUCCCGUCCCCGACAACUCCGACAUGGACAUCUUCGUUGGCGGCACGCCCGUCAACGAGACCAUCGCCAGCCUCUUCUCUUGCGACGCCUCUCCGCCGCCCGCCGACGAGGACUCGCGGGUGAGCAUCUUCUCCGUCAUUUACACGCUCAUCGUCUUCGUCGUGAAACUGUGUCGGGCCGCCGCGUUCGCCUUACUCUCAAUCAUGUACACGCUGGUCGCCUGCCUCGUGGACAUGCUCCGGGCCCUCGUCUUCACCCUCUUCUCACUCGCCUUCGACAUCGCGUGCACGCUGGUCUCACUCGCCUUCGACAUCACGUGCACGCUGGUCCCCUGCCUCGUCGAUUUGUUCCGCGCUGCCGCCGUCGCCUUCUCCGGCAAAGCGGCUGACGACUCGUCCUACCUGGGCAUCGCCCACUGUGGCCUCGCGAGCCGGCGCGAGUACCGCGACACCUUCCGGCCAUGGCCCGGAGGCCCACAUGGCGGCCGCCAGCUGAUAAGGAGUCUUCUGAAGCACAAGUGGCUCACGCCUCUCGCCUUCGUGUGCGCCAUCUACGCGCCCCCGCUUCUUGCGAUCGUGGUUCCGACGUACGCCCUCGUCAUCGAUCUGGCGCGCCUCGUCCUCUGGCUGGCGCGCCUCGGCAUCUAUCUGGCGCGCCUCGUCCUCUGGCUGGGGAUGCUUCUCCUUGGCACGACAGUCGGCAUCAUCAUCGCCGUCCGCUUCCUGCCUCUGCUGCUCGCGUCGUCCUACUGCACGGCGUCUUUCCUCCCGCGUCUACCGGCUUGGGCAGUCCCCGCCUCCUUCGACGUCGCUGCCAGCUUCGCCUUCGCCUACUUUGCGGGCUGGCUUCUGCACCGCCGCAUCCCGAAGCUUGCGAUGCCGCUGCUGGUGCAGGUCCUCGGCGUGCUCGGUGGCGUCGCAGCCGAGGAUGGCGAGGCGAGCGCAGCAGCGGGAGCGUCGGCGCUGGCAACGGCGGGUUGGGUCCUCGGCUCGUUGCACGGCGUGCUCGCCUCGGGGAGCAGCGGCGCGUCCGCAUCCAGCAGCAGCGGCGCCUCCGCAUCCAGCAGCAGCGGCGCGUCCGCAUCGAGCGGCGGCUCCGUGCGUGCGGCGAGGCGCCGCCGUGUUGAGCGGCAAGAGCGAUGGGCCGCGGCCAAGGCAGCAGAGGUCAUCUCAUCGUGCUCGCGCCGAGACAACGUGGUGAACGCCAUCAAGGCGGGGACGAAGGGGACGACGGUGCCCGAGGCGAUGAAGCACGGCCUCCCUCUUUACCACGUUACGCCGACGGCCGUUGACCGCAAGGGCUGGAUGCUGCCCGCCUUCUCCCGCGACGCGAUCCCGCUCUUCGAGCGUUGCGGUCGAGAGACCUUCCUCAAGCCGCUGUCCCCGUCGAAGGCCGGCGUCGACCGCAGCCGACUCGGCGGCGUCUUGGACCACGAGGACAAGCGAGUCUGGGUGGCCGGCUCACUCGAGGAUGCUCUGCUCAAGGUGCGGCGGCGAGAGGGCAAAAAGCACGACCUGUCGAGGGAAUCGCCGGCGUACACCAUCGUCAUGAUCUUCCCUUCGCACCCGCUGUACCGCACGUUCGACAACGCUCUCACCACCGCUUGCGCAAACCUCGGCGAGGGCGGGUCGUCGCUGCACCCGAUCCUCAUCGACGACCUCGAUGCCCGCGGCGUCCCCGGCAUCGGCCUCGUGGAGCUCUCGAUGGCCGGCGGGGCGAAGGCGCGAAAGCUGCCGCAAGUUCUCGGGAUGGCGCCGCCACCGAGGCCAGACCCUGCCAAGCCAGAGCCCAAGAACACGGCGGUCGAGCAGUGGAUGGUCGACGCGAUGACGAACGCCGUCGAGGCCGCCGUGGGCGCGACCGGGCUCGACGGCUGCUACUUCCACGUCUCUCCCUUCACGCUCGACGGAGUGCGCGAGCGGGGGCUGCACGGGGGGCGGAGCCGUGCCUUCAACAAGAGACCAAACGGCGAGACGUACAUCGAAGCGGACACACUGUCGCACGUCGACGCGGCCGCACGCGCGCUCGGCAGCAGCUCGCUCAACCACGACCCCACCUUUGGCUGGUGGUCGACCUCGCUCUCUCGCGCGCUCAAGCACGUCGUGUCUCGGGAGCGCAACGCCAAUGUCUCAAAGUACACGGUAGCCAUCGUCUUCCCCGCGCACAUGAUGCACGAGACGUUUGAAAACUUCUACUCGGCCAUCUACGCCAACCUUGGCUUCGAGGGUAUCGUCACAAUCCAUCCCGUCCUGAUUGACGCGCCAAAGGGGGCGAUCGACGGCCUCAUCGUCCUGGAAGUGACGCUGCCGAGCGACGUCGAGCCAACGUCGACGGCGACGGUGCGCCGCUCGCGCCCUUGCGUCGGCGUCGCGUGGCGGCGAGGCUUCGGCUCCUUUGACGCGUGGUUUGGCGGGCCGGGCGGGGUGCUCGACGGCCUCAGGUCGACGCUGGCGCCGGAGACCGUCGCAGCUCUCGACCCGAGCAUCGAGGCGGCCUCCACCGCGUGCCCGCUGCUCUUCCACAUCGUGCCCAAGCGGUGGUCGGCACUCAGCCCUUCGGACAAGCUCGAGGCUCGCUCGCUGCGGUCGCCCGAGAUUGAGGCGAUGCUCUUCGAGGGCAAGGCGCCCAAGCCCGGCGUGCAGAAGCUGCUGUGGGCCGGCAAGUCGCUAAGGGAGGUCUUUCUGCAUGUGAUGCGAUCCGGCCCGCCGCCCGAGGCUUGGACCGUCGUCGCAGUCGACCCGACGCACCUCGAUUUCUUCAAGUUCAAAUCGGCGUGGGGAGGGGGCGGCCGCUACCGCACCUCGAGGUCGCCGCUGCGGCUUGAGACGUCCGGGCUGCUCGUCUUCGAGGUCACCCGCGCGGCCGAGAGGGGCGAUGGAGGCGCGCCAAAGCUGCACAUCGAAGUGAAGGUGGAGCGCUUGGCCAGCGAACGCGACGUGAAGGCGGCGCUGGAGAAGCAGCGGACGGAGGCGUCCGCGAGCAGCCUCGGCCUCAGCAACGAGCAGUACGCGCUCAUGGUGGAGAAGUCGAAAGACGGACACGGAAGCUCUACGCUCAAGGAGCAGCUGCUGGAUGCCGACUUCCGGGACGCGCUCCUCGGCCUCGCCAACCUGCUCGGCGGGUCGCACAUGCUGCCGGAGGUGAUGUGCAACACGCUGCCCUCACACCUCCUCGACCCCCGCUUCCUCGACGCGGUGCUCGAGCUCGCCGAGGAGGCGGGCGGGCUCGAGACGCUGCCAAAGCUCAUGUGCAACUCUCUCGCCUCCAAUAUCCUCAAGCCCGGCUUCGCCGACGCGGCGCUUGAUCUCGCCGAGAAGGCGGGCGGGCUCCACACGUUGCCACGGAUGAUGUGCAACAGCCUCGCCGCCAACCUCCUCGUGCCCGACUUCGCCGUCGCGGCGCUCGAUCUCGCCAAGAAGGCGGGCGGGAUCCACACGUUGCCACAGAUGAUGUGCGACAGCGUCGCCGCCAACCUCCUCGAGCCCGGCUUCGCCGGCGCGGCGCUCAAGGUUGCCGAGAAGGCGGGCGGGGCCGACCAGCUGCCGGGCUUGAUGUGCGACGGCCUAGCUGCACGCCUCCACAUUUCCGACUUUACCACCGACCUCCACGCCAUCCUCGACAUCGCCGCGGAGCUCGACGUUGACGUUCCAAUGACGCUCGUGCGGCUUGUGAAGUAUUCGCCCUUUUUGGACUUCAUGUCGUCCAUCCGCAACCGCCUCAAGGAGCUUCCGAACGACCACGAGCGCAGACUGUGCCUGCGAGGGCUUGCGGGCGACAGGUCGAAAAAGUUCGACACCAUCAAGCAGUGGGGACUCGUCGCUUCCAACUACAUCUCGAUGCACCGCCAGUCCAAGGCCGCCGAGGGCGGCGGUGGCGUCGGCAAGCGCAAGGCCGCCGGAGGCGGGUCGGGCGGCGGCAAGCGCGCCAAGCCGCAGUGGGCGGAGGGCCAGCUUGUGGAGGUUCAGGGCGACUGCGGCUACAAGGGCUCGUGGUGGCCGGCGAAGAUUCGGGAGAUCGCCCCUCCACCCAAGCAGUCGGCCACGGUCGUCUACUCCUACAACGGCACGGAAACCGACACCGUCGCGAAGCGUCGCUUGCGCCCGGUGCCUGAGGUGGCGCCGCUCGCGGAGAAGGAUCUGGGGGUGGGGAAUUGUGGUGACUGA